Messenger RNA from Caenorhabditis angaria, 1423 nucleotides. NCBI's taxonomy places the organism in Eukaryota, Metazoa, Nematoda, Chromadorea, Rhabditida, Rhabditidae. The record is from the annotation of a GenBank genome assembly.
AUGGUUCCACAACAAACAUUUGUCGCGAUUUUUGUGUUCUGUAUGAUGAUUCAAAAUGUUUUGGCUAGAGAAAAUAUGGCACCGUCGUCGGUUUACAGGUUUGUGGUUUAAGGGGAUUUAGGAGGCUUUAGGAGGCCUAAAGAGGCUUCAGGGUACUUUAAAGGGUUUCAGAAGAUUUUAGAAGGCUUCAGAAAAGUUUAGGAGGCUUCAGAAAAAUUCAGGAGUCUUCAGAAGGAUUCAGAAAAAUUCAGGAGGCUUCAGAAGAAUUCAGAGGGCUUCAGAAAGCUUUAGAAAGCUUCAGAAGGCUUCAGAAGGCUUCAGAAAGCUUCAGAAGGCUUCAGAAGGUUUCAGAAAGCUUCAGAAGAUUUAAGAAGGCUUCAGAAGAUUUCAAAAGGCUUCAGAAAGCUUCAGAGGGCUUCUGGAGGCUUCAGAAGGCUUUGGAAGGCUUCAGAAGGUUUCAAAAGACUUCAGAAGGCUAUGGAAGGCUUCAGAAGGUUUCAGAAAGCUUCAUAAGGCUUCAGAGGGCUUCUGGUGGCUUCAGAAGGCUUCAGAAGGCUUUAGAAGUUUUUUUUUUUGGAAUUUCAGAAAAUUUCAGAUUAUCAUGUUCUGAAUCUGAAGAGUUUGAAGCUUCGGGACUCCUUGACUCUAGGAUUCUAGGAGAUUUAUAUUUUGGUCUCUUAUUUGAAAAUUGUAGCCAAAAAUCUAUUGAAUUCAGGAAAAUUCAAGGUUUUUACUUAUUUCAAUUCUUUAAAUUUUUUUUUCUUUGAAAAAUUAUAGAUAUCAUCUAAAGAACCUUUUCCCCUUCCCUGCAAAAAAAACAAAAAAAAAACAACAGCACAAAUUUUCCAAUUUUUUAUAUAGCCCAAUAAAAAACCGUAUGAGUGUAUUCAUAACAAAACAUGUUUUUUUUUUAGUUCUUCUCUAAAAAUACAACUUUCUCCCAGUCUCUAUCCAUUUUUUGCACUUUUCUGGUCCAAAUCAAUCUUAAUUAUUUUUGGAAGCCAAUUAUCUCCAGAAUUGUUUUCCGGAUUUUCAGAAAAAUAGGAGGAGAAGACAAUCUUAUUUUUCAAUCAGUUUUUUUUAGAAAUGAAAUUUUAUUUUUUUUUGUUGGAAUGAACUUGGAAAGAGGGGAGGAGGAAUGAUUUUAUUUUGAGAACUAGAGAAAAUUCGAUUUGCACUGGACUGAUUGGCUUGCUCUUGAGACUUAUGAUAUCUCGGAGAAAAGGGGGAGAAGUUUUCAAAUUUAAAUCUUUGAUUUUGCAGAUCAGAUUUUCCGCAACAACAACAACAACAACGUAAUCCAUUGUUUUUUGUUGAUGAAGAUCCACGUCUUAUUCGAUAUGCUUCAGAUAUCAAAGAUCCAAUUAUCAAACGUUUCAAACCAUGUUAUUAUUCGCCAAUUCAAUGUCUGAUUAAAAAAUAA